Molecule: messenger RNA, 1477 nt
Organism: Tympanuchus pallidicinctus (lesser prairie-chicken)
Lineage: Eukaryota; Metazoa; Chordata; Aves; Galliformes; Phasianidae
Exons: 4
Coding region: 439-1047 (202 amino acids)
Source: RefSeq, a predicted model, not a curated record
GGUCAGGACAGUCUGGGCACAUUCCUGGGUGCUGGCACUGCCAGCGACUUGGGGUCCUGCAGCCUGGGGUGCAAAGGGAAGACGCAAGGGGACAUCGAAGGAGUCUCUAAGGUGAGCUCCUUGCUGCUGACCCUGCAGGACAAGGUCCCACCAUUCCUCCAGCUCCGGUACUGGCUGCGCUCCUGGAUGUGGCAGGUUUGGAUGGAACAGAUCAAGGCAGCGCAGGUGACACCAAGGAACACACCUUGGUGACGCUGCCCCAAAAUUGUCUGCAGCUGGGGCCUGGGGUGAGGUGGGUCCCAGUUCCACCAGCGUGACCAAUGGGUGUUUGUCCUUCCAGGUGAGCAGCUCCAAGCAGGUAAGUGCCAGCAUCCACAGCUGCACCCCACACUACCCAUCCUACCACCUAUAGGGCAAACCUGCUUUUGCUCAGUGCCCAUGGUUGCUCUGGACUCAAGCUGUCCACCUGAGUUGACUGGAGAUGACCUCCCACAUCUCUUCCCUGGUCCAUGGAGAUCCAAACCUCUGCAGGACAGGGACAAACCUGCGGGGUGGCACCUGGCUGGAGGUGACAUGUGGUGGUGUCCCCAGGCAGUGGCAGGAGCGGCAAGCACAGCGGCAUUCUUCCUCUGUGAGGGGCUGCUGGGUCGGCACUUUGAUGUGGUGCCCAACGGGGCGGCUGAGCCCCAGCCUGGGGACCUCUUCCUCUUCCCACUGGCAUCGAGGGGACCCGGCUGGUGGGGUGCCCACGCUGGUGUCUAUUGCGGUGAUGGGGAGAUCAUCCACCUGGAAGGCACCUCAGGAACAUCCCCAACAGGGAUUGUGGCCAAGCACGGUAAGAGCCACCUCCUGAGGACACGAGGCCCCGCCAAGGUGCUGCGGAUGAAGGGGGGACUGGAUGCGGCUGCCCUGCAGUGGCGGAUCCGGGCAGCCAUGGACAUGGUGCUGGACUAUGAUGCUGUCACCUGUAACUGCAUCCACUUCGCCCUUGCCCUGCUGGGGCUGGGCCAGCUCACUGGGGACAUGACGUUCCCAGCACUGCAGUGAAGGAGGUGGUGAUGCGACCUGGGGAGCACAUAGGUCUGGAGCACCCUUCCUGGGCUACCUGUGGGAUGAAGGAUACAAGAUAAAGGAUUUGGGAAUAAGAAUGUGGGGCUGUCACCACCCAAAUGGAUGAGGGUCAUUGGGGUGUCGAAGUUCUCUUGGGUUAAAUUAAAAUGAAAUGACACCAAACAAUUGGCUGAAUGUUUGUGUAGUUGUUUGUUGUUUGGGUUUUUUUUUGUAUCCCAUUAAACUAUUUAGCACAAGAUGCAGAGUAUAUAUCUGUAUCUUACUGGCAAUAAGGGUUACAUACAGGGUAAAUAUAUUCCCUAAUAUCAGAGAUGUUUUCAUCACCCAUGUGUAUCCCACAUCCAGUUGGAAAAUCCACGUACACUAUAAAAAGUAUUUAGCAGAAUUAUUAAAAUCUAGCAAAAAU